UUUUCUUUCAUCUUUUAGCACUCCAUUCCUUUAGUUCCGUGGAGGAAUUACGAGAAGCAAUGGAUGAGUGCGAAUUGAAAAUAUUCCUAAGUAUUCACAUCAGAGAAGGUGCAUGGCAGGUGGCGCUGCUGUUUAUGGAUGAACUUCCUUCAUAUGAACUGCCACGUGACUGGUUUGAUGACCUGUGGUACUGGUGGGAGGAGGAGGAGGAGGAGGAGGAGGAGGAGAUGAUUGGUUCAUCGUUGUACAGUUCGACGUCAGGCAUUUUGAACGCGUGGCCAACAGAGUACGACCCUGAUUUGGUAACAUUGUGUAAAGCGAUCACCGACAGGGACUGGAAAGUAACUAGAUUAAUCCUUUGUAGGAGUCGGAUAUCUGAAGGAGGUUUGAAGAACUUGAGUACAGCUCUUACUCAGGGUGAACUUUCCAGCUUGGUCCUGUGUGACAUUGAUUUACAAAGUCGACGAUUAACACACCUGUGUGAAGCGCUGAUCAGUAGAGACUGCAAUUUAACCAGCUUAAACGUCUCUGGCAAUUGGUUAAGAGAUGAAGAACUAAUGUACUUGUGUAACGUGCUCACCAGUGUCAACGGCAAGUUAACCAGUUUGAACGUCUCUGCCAACCUGUUAGGGGCUGAAGGAAUAAUGCACUUGUGUAACGUGCUCACCAGUGUCAACUGCAAGUUAACCAGUUUGAACGUCUCUGCCAACCAGUUAGGAGCUGAAGGAAUAAUGCACUUGUGUAACGUGCUCACCAGUUUCAACUGCAAGUUAACCAGUUUGAACGUCUCUGCCAACCUGUUAGGAGCUGAAGGAAUAAUGCACUUGUGUAACGUGCUCACCAGUGUCAAAUGCAAGUUAACCAGUUUGAAUGUCUCUGGCAAUGAGUUAGGAGAUGAAGGAAUAAUGCACUUGUUUACUGUUCUUACCAAAAGUAACUGCACCUUAACCAGGUUAAAGGUCAGUUUGAAUAGAGCAGGAGACAGAGCAGUAAAGGACUUAGCUAGAGCUUUAACUAACAACAACUGUGCAUUAACGAGUUUAGACAUCAGAUACAAUGAAAUAGGAGAUGAAGGAAUAAAUUACUUGUGCAAAGCCUUAACUGAUCCCAACUGUAAACUAAGGAGCUUGGACCUCAGAGGGAAUGGGAAGGUAACAGACGUGGGAAAACAGUGUUUGUCUNGAAGCAGUGUAAAAUUUGCUGAAAUUUUUAGACUUUUUGCCAAAGAAAAACAAAAUGAGCUUAACUUAACAUUGUUGGUAUGGUACAAAAUUUAUCGUUUAUACUGUCGUCUGGUUUCCUUUCACUUUCAAUGA
Stylophora pistillata is the source of this 1316-nucleotide messenger RNA. RefSeq lists its product as uncharacterized. Gene Ontology annotation, molecular function: protein binding. Gene Ontology annotation, cellular component: cytoplasm. The record is from RefSeq and is a predicted model, not a curated record. Lineage: Eukaryota; Metazoa; Cnidaria; Anthozoa; Scleractinia; Pocilloporidae.